AUGCAUAGCAGCAUAUUCCAGGAUCUCCAAACAACCAUGUCAAAGCAGCCAAGCACAACAUUGUGUCAACAUCCAAAGGCGCUUUGGUUCUUUGUGGUUGCUUUGGGAUUGGGCCAGACUCCAGAACAGAGGGUUAGAGCUACUGCUGCCCUCCGAAAAAGAUCCAAUCACCACGCACAGCGAAACACCCCAAACUUGGAUGCGCCCAUCGCUCCAGACCAGAGACUAAUACUAAUGUCAGCCAACAACAACAAACGAGGCGACUCUCGGUCGUUGCUGACCAUUGUGGUGGAUGUUUCCCCCAUUGCGUGGGGAGAACGAGACCUGCGACGAUCGGCGAGUGACCGACAACGGUUAGCUCAGGGGAAACGCAGCGUCGGACCUGCCACUCUCGAAGAAGUCCUCCGAGCCGUGCAAGCAUUUGCGACAGCCUUUGCUAGUCUGGAACGAACUUCGGGGCUCUUGAUUGUGGCAGUGGCACACAAUGAAACGGCAGUGGUAUUUCCUCGCAAGGAUCAUUUGGCACGAUACUUUAGCAGUCCGGAAACCAAUGCGUGUUAUGAUUUACGAACCAUUCAUGUGGAUCUACUCGAAGGAGUUUCCCAAUUGGUUGCCAUGGCCACCAGUAAAGUCAAUGCGGCUGUUGCCAGGACCAAAAUGGCGCAAAAAGGAGGAGAAGCAUCAUCGCCACCACGACCCACAUCGGAAGCGGCCAUGGCGGCGGCAUUUUCCACGGCAUUGUGCUGCAUUAAUCGAUUCUUGGUAGCGACCAAAACGGGUCAAGGAGUCUCUGCAGUUCGGAGCGAACACAUGAUGGCACAAGGGAAUGAUGGAGGUGUGUUGGCCAUGAUUGGUGGUGGAGUCGGCAGUGGUGGAGACAAGAAAAAGAACAAAAAAGCCAAUGACUGGUCCCCUCGAAUCUUGCUCAUUCAAGCCACAGAUGAUCGAUCACGGGAUUACAACGCCUUUAUGAAUUGCGCAUUUGCGGCUGUCAAACACAAUGUCAUGGUGGAUGGCUGCUUUAUCCCCUGUGGAUCCAAAGGAUCCUCCACCAGCAGUGCCUUUUUAGAACAAGCCAGUGAUUUGACGGGAGGGGUAUUCUUGGCUCCCAGUGGGGCAGCUCAGGUGGGAGGAGCCUUGACCGAGGUACUCAUGAGUGUUUUCUUGGCCCCACGGUCCUGUCGAUCCGCACUCAAUCUACCAGCCCUUAACAAGGUGGAUUUUCGGGCACGGUGCUUUGAAACUGGCGAUAUUGUGGAUAUGGCAUUUGUCUGCAGCCAAUGUCUCAGUAUCUUCAAAAAGAAACCCAAAGAAAUCUGUCCGACAUGUCAAGCAAACAUCAAGGUAUCCAAAAAACAAGCCACUGGCAACAAAGGAUUGUGA
Messenger RNA from Seminavis robusta, 1383 nucleotides. The record is from the annotation of a GenBank genome assembly. NCBI's taxonomy places the organism in Eukaryota, Bacillariophyta, Bacillariophyceae, Naviculales, Naviculaceae.